AUGCAAAAAGAUUCCAGGGUGGAGAUGAAGAUAAACCUGACAUGUGGUCUCCUUCUGCAGGAGAUUGAUGCAAGAGACGUGAAGAGCGUGCAGGCGUCGUCAUUCCACCCCUCGAGAAGGACCUGUUUCAUCAUCCAUGGAAUGGGGGACAGGGCAGAGAAUAAUUGGGUGCCGAAAUUAUGUCGUGAGAUUCUUCAGGUAGAAGAUGUGAACUGCAUCGGGGUGGACUGGCAUCAUGGCUCAGGGAAUCUUCUCAUCUACAGCCAGGCGACAAGCAAUGUCCAGGUUGUAGGAGCUGAACUCGCCUAUGUCCUGAGGAUCUGGCAGAAAGAGUUGAAAUAUUCUCCUACAAAAGUUCACAUUAUCGGCCAUAGUCUGGGAGCUCACGUGGCUGGAGAAGCUGGAAAGAGACAUCCUGGAAUUAGGAGAAUCACUGGUCUUGACCCAGCUCGGCUCCAUUUUGAGGACACACCCAGUGAGGUCUCGUUGGAUGCCUCGGAUGCUGACUUUGUUGAUGUGAUUCACACAGACACUGACAUGUUUCUUGGUCUUGGCAUAAGAAAACCAGUUGGUCACUUUGACUUCUAUCCCAAUGGUGGACGACACAUGCCAGGCUGCCCUAACCGUCUUAGCUUCCUUAAUAACAUGAAUGAUAUCGUGGAAUUUAUCGCCUGCAAUCACCUCCAGGCGUUCCGCUACUACACGGAGAGUGUCCGCAAUCCGGGGGGCUUCCUCAGCUACCCAUGUCCGGACUAUCAUAUGUUUGAAGCCGGCUCCUGCUUCCCCUGCCCCGCUGAUGGGUGCCCACCCAUGGGACACUUUUCAGAGGAGAUGAGCAGAAUGUCGACACGGGCACAGACCUUGUAUCUGCACACGGGUGUUGACCCGGGCCAUCUCUCCAGCUACAGGUAUAAGAUCACUGCGGUGGUCCGUGGGCGCAGGAAGGUUUCGGCGCAGAUCUUCAUAUCUUGGUUUGGAGACGAGAUCUCCUCAGAUGAGCACCAGGUGCUGACGGGAACGUUCGCACCCGGUAACUCGUACUCUGCCUUCAUUGAUUCUGAGAUACAGUUGGAUGACAUAAGUUGCGUGGAUUUCCGCUGGACUCCGCUCCCUCUGCAAUCAAACAUCCUGCGCUCCGAGCUGGGGGCAGGGAGGAUCGACAUCCAGGCAGGAGAGGACGGCAGCAUACUUUCCUUCUGCGCGACCGGAACGGUAAAAGAUAAAGUAACCCAAACCCUGGGUCCCUGCAGAGACUUCCCUUACCACCCAGAGGGCCACCGGCCUAAACACCACGACAUCAUCCUGUGAGAAACCGCAAUCCAUCACCCAACCCGGAGGAUGAGGAGGAGGAUGAUCUGCACUCACCAGACCCUGCUGCACAACAAUAUACGGAAAGCGGAACCCAGAGUCAUCCCGAGGAGCCUGCAGCUCUCAUACCGUCCUCUCACAACAAGCCUUGUAAUUACUAUGCAUUGGGAAAGUCCUCACACCCCUCACCGUCCUCACAUUUUGUGCUAUUGUAACGCCCCAGAGUGGCAUUACCACCUUUGCACCCCACUACUGUCUUUAUUGGUUAAACACAUGUCAUCAUGUGUAUUUAUUUCAGGUCCAAACACUGUGCAUUU
Messenger RNA from Bufo gargarizans (Asiatic toad), 1625 nucleotides. Its product is annotated as pancreatic lipase-related protein 2-like. The record is from RefSeq and is a predicted model, not a curated record. Lineage: Eukaryota; Metazoa; Chordata; Amphibia; Anura; Bufonidae. The transcript is spliced from 10 exons. Bases 1 to 1308 code for a protein of 435 amino acids. Gene Ontology annotation, molecular function: protein binding; triacylglycerol lipase activity. Gene Ontology annotation, biological process: lipid metabolic process.